AGCAGGGACCCCAGUCAGCCUCAGGUGGGAGCAGCAGAGCGAUGGCACAGGGACACCUCUACCCUCGACUCCCUCCUCCCCCCUCCGGACCUAGAUUCUAGCGAAGCCCCUGCCCUGGGAGCAUCCCUCCACACAGGCAGGGAUGAGAUCCCGAAACCAAGGUGGAGAAAGCUCAUCUAAUGGGCACUUCUCCAGUUCCAAGCCUGUCAUCAGCCAUGCAGAGAAUGAAAAACUUCAGGAGGAUGCCAAGAAAAAGAAUAAACCUCAUCGGAAGGAAGAUGAGGUCAUGGCUUCAGCAACUGUCAAACGGCACUCAAAAUCACCCGGACCUUCUGAACGAAAGAACAAGAAGUCCAUAGAGCUUUCUAAAGAGGACUUGAUAAAACUACUUAGUAUAAUGGAAGGAGAAUUGCAGGCAAGAGAGGAUGUGAUCCACAUGCUGAAGACAGAGAAAACCAAACCUGAAGUUUUAGAAGCUCAUUAUGGGUCUGCAGCUCCAGAGAAUGUGCUCCGAGUGCUACACAGGGAUGCCAUCCUUGCCCAAGAAAAGUCUAUAGGGGAAGAUGUCUAUGAAAAACCAAUUUCAGAGCUAGACAGACUUGAAGAAAAGCAGAAAGAGACGUAUCGGCGCAUGCUGGAACAGCUCCUGUUGGCAGAAAAGUGCCAUCGUCGCACAGUUUAUGAGCUAGAAAAUGAGAAACAUAAACAUACAGAUUACAUGAACAAGAGUGAUGACUUUACUAAUCUCCUGGAACAGGAGCGGGAGAGGUUGAAGAAACUUCUUGAGCAGGAGAAGGUCUAUCAAGCCCGGAAGGAGAAGGAACAUACAAAGAGAAUCAAUAAACUAAGAGAAGAACUAGUCAAGCUCAAAUCAUUUGCACUCAUGCUGGUGGAUGAAAGACAAAUGCAUAUUGAACAACUUGGUCAACAAAGCCAGAAAAUACAGGACUUAACCCAAAAACUAAAAGAAGAAGAAGAAAAGCUUAAAAUUAUUAGUGCAAAAACUAAAGAAGAUGGACAAAAACUGAUGAAGUUAGAGGCAGAACUUGAACACAAAACUUCAUCAUUUUCUCAAGAACAUGAGGAGAUGACUGCUAAACUGGGUAAUCAAGAGUCACAUAAUAGACAGCUAAGGCUUAAGCUAGUGGGGUUGACUCGCAGAAUAGAGGAGCUGGAAGAAACUAACAAAAAUCUUCAAAAAGCGGAGGAGGAACUUCAGGAGCUAAGAGAUAAAAUAGCAAAAGGGGAAUGUGGGAACUCUAGCUUAAUGGCAGAAGUGGAAAACCUCCGCAAGCGUGUGCUUGAAAUGGAGGGCAAAGAUGAAGAGAUCACAAAAACCGAAUCCCAGUGCAAAGAGCUGAAAAAUAAACUGCAAGAGGAGGAGCACCAUAGCAAAGAGUUGAAACUUGAAGUGGAAAAACUGCAGAAAAGAAUGUCAGAACUAGAGAAGCUGGAAGAGGCUUUCAGUAAAAGUAAGUCUGAAUGCACUCAGCUACACUUAAACUUGGAGAAAGAAAAGAAUUUGACUAAAGAUUUGAUAAAUGAGUUGGAAGUGGUAAAGACUCGAGUGAAGGACCUUGAGACAUCAGAAAGCAAGUUGGAAAAGGCUGAAAUAAGCUUAAAAGAUGACCUUACAAAGCUGAAGUCGUUUACUGUAAUGUUGGUUGAUGAACGAAAAAAUAUGAUGGAAAAAAUAAAACAAGAGGAAAAAAAGGUUGAGGGUCUAAACAAGAAUUUUAAAGUUGAACAAGGGAAAGUUAUGGAUGUAACAGAGAAAUUGAUAGAAGAAAGUAAGAAAUUUUUGAAACUGAAAUCCGAAAUGGAGGAAAAAGUGUCUAGUUUGACAAGGGAAAGAGAUGAGUUAAUUGGCAAACUGAGAAGCGAGGAAGAAAAAUCCUCUCAACUAAGCUGUAGAGUUGACUUGUUAAAGAAAAGAAUUGAUGGUGUGGAGGAAGUAGAAAGAGAAAUUACAAGAGGUCGAACCAGGAAAGGACCAGAGCAUGGUUGUCAUGAGGACAAUAAGAUUAAGGAACUCACCGUUGAAAUUGAAAGACUGAAAAAACGCCUUAAACAACUGGAAGUGGUUGAAGGAGAUUUGAUGAAGACAGAAGACGAAUAUGAUCAGCUAGAGCAGAAAUUUAGGACUGAGCAGGAUAAAGCUAACUUUCUUUCUCAACAGUUGGAGGAAAUGAAACUCCAGAUUGCCAAAACCAAAGCAAUAGAAAAAGGUGAAGUGGUGAGCCAGGAGGCAGAACUGAGGCACAGGUUUCGUCUGGAAGAGGCCAAAAGCAGAGAUUUGAAAGCAGAAGUUCAAGCUCUUAAGGAAAAAAUCCAUGAGCUGAUGAACAAAGAAGACCAGCUUUCUCAGCUCCAAGUUGAUUAUUCAGUUCUGCAGCAAAGGUUUAUGGAAGAAGAAAACAAAAACAAGAGUAUGGGGCAGGAAGUUCUGAACCUAACAAGAGAGCUGGAGCUUUCUAAGCGUUAUAGCCGUGCUCUGAGGCCCAGCAUAAAUGGACGAAGAAUGGUCGAUGUCCCUGUGACAUCCACUGGUGUGCAGACAGAUGCCGUAAGCAAUGAAGCAGCAGAAGAAGAAACUCCAGCAGUGUUUAUAAGAAAAUCCUUCCAGGAGGAGAAUCAUAUCAUGAGCAAUCUGCGACAGGUAGGUCUGAAAAAACCCAUGGAGCGUUCUUCAGUGCUCGAGAGAUAUCCUCCAGCAGCAAACGAGCUUGCUAUGAGGAAAUCUUGGAUACCGUGGAUGAAAAAGAGGGAAACUGGGGCUCAGGCAACUCCUGAUAAAGGAGCCCGGACCCACAGUAGUCCAGCACAUCCUGGAGAGGUUGUCCUUUCACCAAAACAGGGUCAACCUCUUCAUAUUCGGGUGACACCAGACCAUGAGAACAGCACAGCAACUUUGGAGAUAACCAGUCCAACUGCAGAAGAAUUUUUUUCAAGUACCACUGUCAUUCCUACUUUGGGAAAUCAGAAGCCACGAAUAACCAUCAUUCCCUCUCCAAACGUUAUGCCACAAAAAGGAAAAGGCAGUGAAAGUCCAAUGGGCCCAGAUCGUUCUAUGUCUCCAGUCACUAUAACAACGUUCUCCAGGGAAAAGUCCCCAGAGGGAGGGAGAGCACCCUUUGCCGACAGACCUGCAUCGCCAAUUCAGAUUAUGACAGUAUCAACAUCUGCAGCACCAGCAGAAAUCUCUGUCUCUCCACAAUCGCAAGAUAUGACCAUGGGAAGAGCUGUCUUCAAAGUAACACCAGAAAAGCAAACCGUCCCAACUCCAAUCCGCAAGUACAAUGCCAAUGCCAACAUUAUUACGACAGAAGACAACAAAAUCCACAUCCACUUAGGUUCCCAGUUUAAACGUUCUCCCAGUGCUGUACCUGAUGGUGCAAGUCCUGUGAUAACAGUGAGACCAGUGAACAUAGCAGCAGAGAAAGAAGUUGUGACUGGUACUGUCCUUCGAUCACCUCGAAACAACCUGUCCUCACGACCUGCAGCGAGCAAGGUGACAAGUACCAUCACUAUAACACCUGUUACAACGUCUUCCACCCGAGGAACACAAUCAGUGACAGGCCAGGAUGGGUCAUCCUCGAGACCUACACCCACCCGCAUUCCUGUGUCAAAAGGAGGCAGACCCCUCUUCCCAGCAAUACCUGAGGAGACUCAAACUCACAUCAGCUACAGGCAGGUUCACCAAUGGCACUGACAGACUGAGGGGGGGAAGAAGGUGGCAUUCUUAUUCCCUCCUUUGAAGGCUGUGCUGUUCUGCAUGAAGUGCUUCAGUAUUCACUGAACAGAAACAAGUGAGUGGUUGAGUGGUUAGGAUAUUGAACUAGGAGGAGGGAGCCCCCCUGUUUUCAUGUCCCUGUUCCAAAGGCUGCCUUUGAGCCCAGCCUUUUGUGAAAAAAAAGCUUAUAAGAUGAAGUGUCUGUGUUCGUCCAUCAUUCCAUCUGUCCUUCCCUGAUGAAUAACACUGAACAGAUCAACCAAUUUCAACCAAACCUAACAAAGCAAUAGGGGUCUUCAGAAUAAGAAGUUUUUCCAGUUUAAUGAAAAGUGUGGCAGAGAAGAGGAGCAAGAUCUUAGCAGUGCCCCACUGUGUGGAAGAGUAGAGCAUGAGCUCACCUUCAUACAGCAUCAAAGAAUGAACACAAGAGAGUGAUGUCAGAAGUACCACAAGGACAAGCUUUGUUCAAACCUCAGAUUUGACAAGGCAACAAAGAAUCCAACUCUGAUACACCAAUCCAUGGGAAAAUACUAGAGCCUUUAUUUAUAGGGCUUUUUUGUAUUCUACGUUAGUGGAUUAUAAUGCAGAUAACAAGCUUUCCUAAGUGAUCAUCUGGAAUCACUCAUCCUCAUAUUUUCUCGCUCUUACCUUUUUCUCUGUCAUUUUGUUUGGUUUUUAUUUUUUUAAUGAAGUGGAACAAUUUCAAUAGCAAAACACACUCAACUCAGAGUCAUAAUGAUAGCUAAAAUGGUUCGUCAGGAAACUAAGGUGGCUGAGAACCAGUCUUUGCAUUUUUAGUCGUUUUCAACAUCAGCUGGAGAGAUAUCCUGUUUUGGCUGAUGGCAUGGCCAUAUAAGCAGUUGUGAUAAGCCAAGCAAUGGAAACAUAGGACAGCAGUAAGGUGAAGAGGGGGAAGAGCAGGGAAAAUGCCAAUUCCUUCAUGAGCAGCACACAUGGACCGAGAAGGUGCACCCUCAGUACUCCAAGUGAUCUCUCUGAUUUUAAAUUUAGUUCCUAAUAAGUUUUUUACUGUGUUUCCUACGUUGGAUCCCAUCACCAGAAUUACUGCUACAUGUGAGUAUUGCUAAUGUAGUCAUUAGCAGAUCAAUACAUUUGAGUAAGUGUGACUAAAAAUGAAGGAGCACAGAGCUUCAACCGUCAUGCCUGAAGGAUUUCUCUCAAGAUUGGUAAACAUGCUAAGUUAAUGGUAGAGGAAAAACAGAUUUUCAUUUAUUUUGCCCACUGUUUUUCCUUUUGUGACACCCAUUAGUGUGAAUUUUGAAAAAUCAAACAACACUUUGUGGUUCUUCUGAAUAUGUCCACAGAAUCUGCAUGUUACUGUAUUUAAACCGCAAACCACUUAUGGCUAAUAGUAAUUAGGAUCAUGUGAGUAAUCUCUAAAGCCACAUUAAUAUAUUGAUUCAUGCCAACUGGAUGCCAAGUCAUAGGUCACUGCCUGAAAUACACUACUCAUGUUCAAAAACAUGCUCAAUAUUUACGUGAAUAUUCAGUAAUUCUGAUCAGAUGUGGAAGAGCAUGUCUUUAAAGAGAGUAAGCUACUGUCCUGCUGGGUUUCAGGUACUUGGCAUAAACCGCAACAGUCAGGACAAUUUUAAGACCAAUUAUAUGUUCCCAUCACACAUCAGUGGCCAAUUUCACUGAGUUGCUUUGAAAUACGUAGUUUGUUGGCAGGAGUUUCUGUGAGCUCAUCUUUCAAACUUGUUUUCAUUUAGGGGAAUGGCUUUUUCCCCUAACAUCAGUAUGAGUUAUCCUUAUUCCCUUAAUUUUGCCUGAGCUCCCUCAGGCAAAUUUAUAUGCAACAUUUCUCAUUACAGAUGUUAACUUCACUUUGAAUCUUACUCUCUACACACUGCUCUUCACCUGGCUUUUUUUUGAAAAUGCCACCAGGGUUAACUACUGUGAGGUUCAGAACUAUCAGCUCUGGGAGUCAGGUGUGAAACACUCAGGUGUGAAACUCUCAUUGGGAUUUUAAAAAUAGAAUUACUGAUGUAUGUACUCUUCUGUUGCUUGGGCAUGUGCUGUCUGUUGCACAUAGAUUUUUGUAUUAUCUGGUGUUACUUGUUUGUAUAUAUUGUAAGAAGAAAUUAAACUUUGUAUGUUAAAAUGUCAGUUUAUGUGCUUCAUUAUAUGAACUGGUAUCCUGAUGUGUUUCCUGGAGAAGUUCUGAUUUACAUCAGUGGGACUGAAAGCAGAUUUAGCUGUUUCACGUUAAUUGUCAUGAAAAUCAGUUGUUUAAGUUAAUUAAUAGCUCCUGGAACUAUUCACAUCUAUAAUGCUAAAAAAAAUUAUGUAAUCAUAUCAUUCUGAUAUAAUCAUAUUCCUACAGAGGCUGGUCCAAAAGAACUCUUACAAAAUGUGCCCUACUCUAAUUUUAGCUUAAUAGCUGCUCAGACACCUCUUUUAAUAACUACAGUAUGUGUGUGUGUGUAAUAUAUAUGUUUAUAUAUAUGUAAGCAUUUCAAAUACAAACAACUGAUAGACAAUUAUUUGAUUUUUUAAAAAUUGUUUCUCCUACUCUUAUGCAAAAUUGCUAUAUUGGGCCUGUAGGAGGAAGACUGAUUGAGAAACCUGCUGUAGUUUUGCUGUUCAUUCAGUGACUGAGCCUUAACAAGGAGUGUGAUAUUUUUCUGCUACCCAUUUAGUUUUUAGAAUUUUGUGUCUAAACUCCAUAUUAAUAUAUAAUGUGCAUAGUGAAUAUUAAGAAAUUAAUUGUUUCAUUUAGAGUUCACAUGACUCCCAUUGAAAUUAGGGGAGAGUUUGCCUGAGGUUACAGUCUGAUAUUAUAUAAAUGCAGAUUUUAACAUAAUAUUUCACAAGAGCUUCAAGCUAGAACAGCAGUGGUUGUAAGGUAAAUUCAUACAGUAGUCUGUGAUUCUUUCACAUUCACUGCUCAAAUAUGGUAGAACUGGUAUACAUAUCUAAGAUGUUGAAAAUCAUUUGUUAAUGAUAAAUUGUAUGGAAAAUAAAUCCUUUCACUCUGGGAAAUUCUAUUAUUUCAUUUGCUUUAACGUAUUUUCUUGGAUGUUGCCUAAGCACUGCUUUUCUGAGUCAGGAAUCACCAUCAGCACUGUGAUCUGCCAUCUAGUGGCAAAGUUCUGGCACUAAGAGUACAUGGAAAAUAUUUUCAUUUUUCUUUCUUCUUAUGAUGUAACUUAAACAUCUUGCAAAUAUUAGUUAGGAAGCAAACUGAAGCAGAAGUCAAUAAAAAUGUCAAAGGCAAUAAUGAUUUGAUUAGUGUCAUUUCUUGGGUCGUGUAAAUCUUGAAAAAUCUUAAGACUGUUAAAAAGGGAAGAAAUCUUAAGAAAAAUAAUUUCCUGCAUAAAACACAAUUUUUCAGAGAAAAAUGUCAUUGAUAGCUAAAUUCUUAUAUUAAAAAAGUGUAAGAGCCAUGUAUAUAGAAUAGAAGAACAGACCAGGUCAUUAGUACUUCAGCAGAGCCAGGGAUUAAUCAGGAUCAGGGACCUCCUAUAUUAUUUAUAUAAUAUAUAUAUAAUAUAUAUAAUAUAAUAUAAGUUAAAUCCAGCCUUUCAAAGAAAAGGCCAACACUUAGUUUUGCAUACUGUGGCUGAAAUUUAUCCCCAUUAAAGUCAGUAGCAAAUUCAAGAAGACUUGCUGAAUAAAUCCAGCAUAGGUUUGUAAGCCAAGUUUAAAUAAAAAAAGUGAGAAAUGACCCCAUACGUCUUCCUCAUCUCCAUUUCCGAAUUGCCAUCAGAUUUAUAAUGGAUUUACUUAGGGUACAAGACAUCCAACUCCAAGUCUUCCUUGUGGAACUGGAACUUUAGUGUCCCUGUGGUUUAAUCCGUUCAACUGUAUUUCUCUUUUCCCUAUGGAUGACCAAAUGAUAGUCUUGACAUUGAAGUGGAAGCCAGGGGGCUCUGGGCCCUAAAAAGGAACUAAUUUAGUUUCCCUCUCUAGCAUUAAACAGGACAGUUUUAUCAAGCAGCGAUGUGAGGGUAAGUCUGUGAGACGUUUCUAGAAAAAUGCCUAGCACUGCCACUGUAAUUGUUCUUCUUUAAAGUAACUUGCAAUGAAUGCUUUUGCAGUUUCAUAAACCCAAAUGUUUUGCUCUCUUUUCUUUUAGAGAGUGUCAUCAUUCACCAGUUACGCAUGAACUCUAGAUGAGUUACGGCCCCGCUAGAGCUCCCUGUGUGCACUACCCUCCGCGCCCGUGGGAUGGAUCACUGUAAAGCUCCCUGCCAUCAACACCAGGGUCACUUGUGCUACUGACUAUUCGUGGAAGUAUUAGUGCUUCCAUUAGAUUUUAUAUAUUUUUUUCUCUUGGUAGGGCUUUAAAAAUGAAGGGCCUUGCUGGCAUUUUGAAAGUACCUAGUCAGAGAGAGAGAAGCAGUCUUUCUGCCAGCUGAAUUUCACUUUUAUUUGCAAAGCCUAAGGCAUGUGCUUGAUUUUGUUUGAUAUUUGCCAUAUAAUUUAUUUUUAUAAUACACUUUGUAAAGUAACUGUCCCAAAGUUGCAAUUCCUGUUGCUCAUGGCGCAUUUAUUUGUAGAAUACACUGUUAAAUUUGCAAUUUGAUAUUUUUGUAAUAGAGAGUAUGUAAAGAAAAAUGUAACUACAGCAAUGUUUUGAGUUUAAAUGGAAAAGUAUUCAGCACUGCUGUAUGGAAUUUGUACUAUUGCAGAAUAUUUCUUGCACUGUGUGAUGGUUUGGCAUAAAAUUAGGUAUUAAAGUCCAAUGCCUUGAAAUACAACCAGAUUUGCUCAUUUUAAACAGUGUAAGCCAGUUUUUAAAGCUGUGAUUUUUUUUAAUGUAAAGUAUGUUUUUACUUCUGCCUGUACCAAAAAAAGGUUGAUUUUCAUUACACUGUAACUAAUAAAUUUUCACAACUAUGCAAAUAUAA
Molecule: messenger RNA, 8610 nt
Organism: Corapipo altera (White-ruffed manakin)
Lineage: Eukaryota; Metazoa; Chordata; Aves; Passeriformes; Pipridae
Gene: FILIP1
Product: filamin A interacting protein 1
Exons: 7
Coding region: 143-3712 (1189 amino acids)
Source: RefSeq, a predicted model, not a curated record